Hyla sarda is the source of this 2825-nucleotide messenger RNA. RefSeq names its product premelanosome protein (gene PMEL). Gene Ontology annotation, biological process: melanosome organization. Gene Ontology annotation, cellular component: melanosome. The record is from RefSeq and is a predicted model, not a curated record. Bases 265 to 2577 code for a protein of 770 amino acids. The transcript is spliced from 14 exons. NCBI's taxonomy places the organism in Eukaryota, Metazoa, Chordata, Amphibia, Anura, Hylidae.
AGGGAUUGUUUAUAGGAGCCUUGUCCCUCAUACACUGUGUCUCCUGUAUGAAGACGUGGCUCUUGUUCCUGUAGUUUAUAAUUCUGAGGACUAGACCGGUGUAUUCCUUAAGCACCACCCAAGAACCAACGUCACCUAGAGCUACACCCUGGAAGAUAGAUUUGGAGGGCUGGCAUUACUACCUAUGACGUGAAGGCAGUGUCCCUGUUUUUCUUCUUCCAUCGUGCUGGAGUCCUGUCUUGGAGGAACAAGGAGGCAGAAGACAUGUGGGGAAGCUGGCACUUGUGUGUUCUGUGGCUGCUGUGUGCUGGAAUAGAGGCUCAGAACAGAUCCCGGAACAGAAUCCAGCAUAACACUAGUGAGGUGCAAAGUAAGAGACGUCUGCCCUUCAAGUCAUGGAACAGCCAGAUGUACCCUGUCUGGAAAGGAAGUGAAUCCCAGAAGAGGGACUGUUGGAAAGGAGGCCAGGUGACAUUUAAUCUUCAAAAUGAUGCUCCAACAUUGACUGGUGCUAAGGCUACAUUCUUCAUCCAGCUGAACUUUCCCCACAAUCAAACAGUGUUGCCUGAUGGACAAGUUGUAUGGAGCCAAAACUGCACUAACAAUAGUACCUGGGUGUCUGCUGGAGAGCCAGUCUAUCCUGAGGAGUCAGUGGAAGGUGCAGAGUGUACUUUCCCAGAUGGUCGUCAAUUUCCACGUGAUUCUGAGAAAAGACGCAGCAAGUUUGUCUACGUCUGGCAAGCAUGGGGAAAGUACUGGCAGGUAGUAGAUGGUCCCUCUUCCAAUCUAACAGUAGAGACAGAUGGCGUUCCGCUUGGCUCAUACACAAUGGAAGUUGUUGUGUACCAUUAUCGAGGACGACAGAAAUUCAUCCCCAUUGGCAGCACAUCCUCUCAGUUUUCCAUAACUGAUCAAAUACCGGUCUCUGUUUCUAUAUCACAAGUUCUUGAUCUGGACCAGGAGGACAAGCGCUUUAUCCAAAACAGAGCAGUGUCCUUCUCUGUAGCAGUUCAUGACCCAAGCAGCUAUCUCCAGACAUCUGAUGUAUCUUUCUCCUGGGACUUUGGAGAUGAGAGUGGUACACUGAUAACUCGGAAUAUGGGGGUUACUCAUACAUAUGUUUCUCCUGGUGUAUUUAAAGCAAAAGUGGUUGUUCAGGCUGCAAUUCCAAUCACUCCAUGUGGUAGUGCUGCUCCUUUGGUAACAACUGCACAGGGAGAUUUGACUACAGAUGUACCAGCAGAACCCACUACUGAGGCAGCUACAACAAAUGGUGGACAACAGACUGUGGUUCCCAGUGGUACAGCAGUGCCAGUUCCACCUAACUCCACUCUGUUACUUGAUGUACAAGAGAAUUUGACUGAAACGGAGGCUUCCAUUAAUGAGGUUAACCUGGGUUCUGCAUCAGUAGCACCAGAAAUAGCUCAACCAACUAUACCAACUGCUGAUCCUGAAGAAGGCGCAACACAAGUGGCUGUGGUAAAUGAAGAUGCUGCAACAGAAGCUUUACCUGCUGCUGACACCUUGCCAGCUACCCAGGAAGCCAUUCCAGGUGAUGCAGCCUUGACAGCUACCCAGGAAGCCAUUCCAGGUGAUGCAGCCUUGCCAGCUACCCAGGAAGCCAUUCCAGAUGAUGCAGCCUUGCCAGCUACCCAGGAAGUUGUCCCAAGUGAUGCAGCCUUGCCAGCUACCCAGGAAGUCGUCCCAAGUGAUGCAGCCUUGCCAGCUACCCAGGAAGUCGUCCCAAGUGAUGCAGCAGCUGUGCCAGCAGAGGAGUUGCCUAGUCAGGCUGUAGAAACUGGAACACAACUUGCUGAGGACAAUGCAGAAAGUGUUGUGGCAGUUACGGAGUCUGGAGAAAGUUCCUCUACACUAGCACCGGCAGAAGUAACGGAUCUGGCUGAAUCCACUGCAGCUGAACCAGUCACAGAAGCCAACGGAGAAGUACUACAACUUGUAAAGCGCCAGGCUCCUGAGGGACCACUUGUUGGGUGUCUGCUGUACAGAUAUGGAACAUUUGCCAGUGACCUGGAAAUUGUCUCUGGCAUUGAAAGUGUUCAGAUUGUACAAGUGGAGCCAAUUGCAGUUGCUGGGAUGGAAAACGCAGUGGAUCUCACGGUUACAUGCCAAGGAAGUAUACCAAGACAGGUCUGCACUGUAAUCUCUGGCCCAGACUGUGAGAAUCCACAAGAGACUGUAUGCAACCCUGUGGAGCCCUCAUCUGACUGCCAACUAGUACUGCGGCAAAUCUUCAAUGACACCGGAGUUUACUGUGUAAAUGUGUCCUUGACCGAUGAUGUCAGCUUGGCUGUUGCUAGUGCACAAGUUAGUGUAUCAGGUGCAGCUUCUUCAGUCAGUGGAAUUGCUGUUACAGUUGGUGUCCUCUUGGUUGCUUUAGCUGUAGCUACUGUAGCUUACACAUACAGACACCUGAAGAGUUACACACCGCUCAGAACAGAACACUCAUCUGUCAAAUGGUUUCCUGAUCGCCAAUCUCUUCGCCUCUUCAUUCAAAAUGCCCUUGGACACUCCCGAAGUGGGGAAAGCAGCCCUCUCUUAAAUGGUCGAGUGGUGUGAUAUAAAGAUGACAAGCACACUCUAUUCCUGAAGGCUGUGAAGGGGAUUAUGACAACCAGUCAUUUGUUUUAACAGACUUCUUAAAUGUGUAAAAGUAACUCUUGAAGCAAAUCUCUGGCUGUAAAGUUGAUACAAUUUAUAUGGUCUACUGCAUUUCAGCACUAUACAAAUUGUGUUCAAACAAGAGUUGAUGCGAUCUUCAUACAAAGGCUGAUAUUGUCUUGGACAAUAAAAAGAUUAAAAGCUGA